Molecule: messenger RNA, 3758 nt
Organism: Scatophagus argus
Lineage: Eukaryota; Metazoa; Chordata; Actinopteri; Scatophagidae
Gene: camk1db
Product: calcium/calmodulin-dependent protein kinase 1Db
Exons: 11
Coding region: 625-1860 (411 amino acids)
Biological process (GO): peptidyl-serine phosphorylation
Cellular component (GO): intracellular anatomical structure; cytoplasm
Molecular function (GO): calmodulin binding; calcium/calmodulin-dependent protein kinase activity; ATP binding
Source: RefSeq, a predicted model, not a curated record
UCCACAUCGGGCCGGUGAUUUGGUGCAAUGCGAACACUUAAAUGGUUCACUGUGCACGCCGUCAGAUAGGCGGGAGCAGCAACCUCCCACUCCUCCUAUUGCUAUAACAACCACAGGGCGGUCGGUGUGAGUCGAUGGCACAGCGGCUCGGAUGCGACUGCUAACUGUCAUUCUCCCGCAAGUGGCCCGGCCUGAGCUCGCUGCAUCGCCGUUUGACACUGGCUGAUCCCGCCCGGUGAGGAGGAGGAGGAGGAGGAGGAGGAGGAGGAGGAGGAGGGGGGAGAGCCUGUGUUUCCCAGUCACAGUGAUCUGAACAGUGGGGAAGCUCAGUGUCGGGAUCCGCUACGUCAAACAGAUUAGUCAAAUAACCUCUCGGGGUAGGACAUACCUCCCCUCCCUGGGUUUGCCUGGCUGCAUGCAUGGGCUGAGGAAGGAAGAUAGUCUGCGUUGACAAAUAGCCAGGAAGCCCUUAGCGAAAAACAGAAGUGCACUACUUUUCUUUCUUUUUUUUCUUUUCUUUUCUCUUCCUUUUGUUUUUAUUUGGCUGGGUGAGACGGCUGUGGUGAUCCUCCAGCAGCGUCUCCUCUUUUCUCUCCCCCUCUCCCUCCCCAACCCCGGUGCGAAAUGGCGAAAGAAAACGGCGAGUCCAGCGAUGGAUCUUGGAAAAAACAUGUCGAUGAUAUCAAGAAAAUAUUUGACUUCAAGGAAGUCCUUGGGACGGGUGCAUUUUCUGAAGUGGUGAUGGCUCGGGAGAAGGCCACAGGAAAGAUGGUCGCAAUCAAGUGCAUCCCGAAAAAAGCGCUGAAGGGGAAGGAGACGAGCAUCGAAAAUGAAAUCGCUGUGCUUAGGAGGAUAAAACAUGAGAAUAUCGUGGCUCUGGAGGACAUCUAUGAAAGCUCAAACCACCUGUACCUCAUAAUGCAGCUGGUGUCUGGAGGUGAGCUGUUUGACCGCAUUGUAGAGAAAGGCUUCUACACAGAGAUGGAUGCCAGUCGGCUCAUUCGACAGGUUUUGGAUGCAGUGAACUAUCUGCACUCCAUGGGAAUAGUGCACAGAGACCUGAAGCCUGAGAACCUGCUCUACUUCAGUCCCCAUGAUGAAUCAAAGAUCAUGAUCAGUGACUUUGGCUUGUCAAAGAUGGAGGGAACAGGCGAUGUGAUGGCCACCGCCUGUGGGACUCCAGGAUACGUGGCCCCUGAGGUUCUAGCUCAGAAGCCCUACAGUAAAGCUGUCGACUGCUGGUCAAUUGGGGUCAUCGCUUAUAUUCUGCUUUGCGGUUACCCUCCGUUCUAUGAUGAGAACGACUCAAAGCUGUUUGAGCAGAUUCUAAAGGCAGACUACGAGUUUGAUGCACCGUAUUGGGAUGACAUAUCAGACUCCGCCAAAGACUUCAUCAGCUGCCUAAUGGAGAAGGACCCAGAGAAGAGAUUCACAUGUGACCAGGCUCUUCAGCACCCUUGGAUUGCUGGAGACACUGCGCUCUGCAAGAACAUACAUGAAUCAGUCAGUCGACAGAUGCGGAAAAACUUUGCCAAAAGCAAAUGGAGGCAAGCUUUCAAUGCGACGGCUGUGAUUCGCCAUAUGAGGCGCCUGCAGCUGGGCACCAGCUUUGGCAGCAGCAUUCACAACACCAACUCUGUGUCCAACCCUCAGAGCCGCGCUCCAGCCAAGAGCCAGUCUGUGGACUGUGCCCCGCUCUCCCUGAAGGACUGUCCUCCAAUAACUCCUUUGCCCUCUGCUGUUAAAGUGUACAAUCAGGACUCUGACGCCACCUCUCCUGUGCGAGAGGAACCGGUGGUGGCUGAGCCAGCGCGACCACGACCCUCCACCGUUACCGUAAUCCACACUGGGACUAAAUGACGCCAGGUUCCGCGGGAGGUGAGCUGGGAGACCACAGAGCUUUGAGAUGGGAUAAAACCAUCCCAGGCCUCACGAUGUUGUUGCCCAGUUUGCCCAUCCCGCAACCUCCCAUCUGUUUCUGCCAAACCACGGGAGGAAUUUCAGGAGUGUUGGCUCAGCUCAAUUUACCAUGGCUCAGCACAGCACCGCACUGCUUCCCUUCCUACUCUCAUACAGAUCUGGAAGUACAGAGGGGGAAGAUGCUCAUCAGAAGUUGUCACUGUGGAAGCCAUGUUCAGCUUGGGUCAUGGCUGUCUGGCAGACAAACAAGAAGCAGCUGGUCUGGGAAGUGCCACACUAAAAGGAACUCUUUAUUGAAGCUGCUAUCACUUUGGACUGUGAGCGUCGUGAGACAAGGACGCUCCGCUUUAUGCCUUGUGUAAAUAUCCCGCCUGGAACUGCUGAGUGGAGUCAUGUUAUGCAAGUGAAAUAUAAGCUUCAAGCUGCGCUAAAUAAUUGUGACAUCAUCUGCACUCUGAACUUCUUGCCGUUUUGACAGCUCUCUUUAAUUUGCUGUGGUAUUUGCUGCAAUGGCUCGCAGGGUAAUAACUCUCAACGGUGUGACAGUAUGUGUUAUCUCUUUGCUUUAAACUGCGUGGACAUUGAAUAUGAGCGGGAUGGUGUGCUUUCAAGGGCCGGUGCAUUGCACUAACGUAUUGGAUUAUUUAUUUUCUUAUAAUAUAUUACGACUUUUUUUUGUAAGAAUACCACUUGCAUAGAUUGUGCAAAUGCGUUAUUAGAUUGGACUGAAAAGUUAUUGAAUUGAAUGGUGGAGAUACAGUAUCUAAUAGUUGUUACUUUGUAAUUGCUGUUUUAUUUGAUUAACUAAUCUUGACGUGACUGUGAAGUCCUCCUCGACCACAGGAGGGCAACUCGGUGUUGUUGCUGUGUGACCAGUUCUCAGGGAUGUGCUCCAACAUGAAGCUAACCAAACCCCCCUCUCAGAGCGAUCAGACGCUGCUGAUGGGGAUGGUGAAACAGUUGAGAAUUAAAACCUCCAAGUACUGCAUAAUGUUUGAAUGUGCCAUCGGGAGAGUUGGACAUAUGCUUCCCUUCUUUGAAUCCAUCAUUGUUGACCGUGUGAGAGUAAUCUAACUUGAACGCAUUGUUUUUCCCUUUAAAAACCUUGAAUUAUAUCUGGAUUUAAAGAAAGUGUUCAUCAAGAAAGUGCGCAUUCGUGUCUGCCGUUGAAAAAAAAAAAAAAAGUCAAUCGACCAAUGAAUGCAAAUGUAUCUCAAUUGUUCCCGCUGUAAAAUCAUGAGAUCAGUAGUGUACAGUUCAGUAGUUGUAUUGCUCGUGCUCUGCUUUCGCUCACCAAGUGGCUGCUCUGAAAACGGUUCACUCGCCGUGUGUUUAAUCACUGUGCUUUCAUACCAUCCCGUUGAAUUUAGCAGACAAACUCUUUCUCCUUCUCUUCCCCUCCCGCUCGCUUUCUAGAGACCUCCACACAGGGAAGAGAGGUGAUCUGUCUUUCUCUACGGUACCUCAGUUUCAUUUUCAACAUGAGUGGGGGAAGGAAAAAAAAAAAACAAUAAAAAACUGUCCAUCAGAUUAUGACCAACAUCGAGGGUUUUGCCGUCUUGAAUUAUCUGAAAAUGUUGUGGUGAAUAAUAUAUAUAUUUUUUUUUGAGCCUCUACAUUGCUGUUCAAAUCUCAACAACACAGUUAUCUUAGGUCGUGAGUGUUUAUUUUUGUCUUCCUUAUACACCCCCCCCCCCAAAAACAAAAAAAAAAAGAAAUCAGAAAGCAAAAUAUGAAACAAUGAAAGCCCCUUGGUAUGCAUGUAUUACAUAUUGUUGGAAAAAAAUGUACUUUGGGGUUGUAGAAGUUCAUGUAUUAAAAAAGAGGCUUGUUUGCAA